This is a messenger RNA of Bombus pascuorum, 8992 nucleotides long. RefSeq names its product F-box/LRR-repeat protein 2. Gene Ontology annotation, biological process: SCF-dependent proteasomal ubiquitin-dependent protein catabolic process. The record is from RefSeq and is a predicted model, not a curated record. The transcript has 9 exons. Gene Ontology annotation, molecular function: protein binding. Lineage: Eukaryota; Metazoa; Arthropoda; Insecta; Hymenoptera; Apidae. The coding region runs from base 1942 to 3240 and encodes 432 amino acids. Gene Ontology annotation, cellular component: SCF ubiquitin ligase complex.
GGCUAUGAAACGCGCGUCAAAGUUACUACGGGGGGGUCGUGCGUGUGUCCAAUGUUGUCAUUGCCGAGGCGAACAGCUGAUCCGCUCCCCUGGCCUCCGUAAUGCUUGGCAACGUUUUCUCGGUUGGUUCUCGGCCUCUUGCCGUGACGAUGAGCAAUCAAAGUCGACGGUGAACAACAUAUUUCGACGAUGCGUCGUUCACGAACAGUUAAAGGAGUUCUUACUUUUUGAUCGCUACCAUUUCGCGUAUAUCUCCCUUCUCGCUCUCCUUCCUUCUCUUUACCUCUCUAUCACCGCGCGCUCUUGCUCUCUCUCUGUCUCUAUCUCGGCCUCUUUUUCUCCUUCUCGUUUACCGUCUCUAUUUCUCUGAUCGACCAACCAACAACCAGCCAACUCCAUCCUUUGUUCUUCUUUCUUUCUGUACCUUGGUUCGUUCCCUUUCAAUUUCUACGUCUUCGUUUUCGUCUUCGUCGAGCCCGUUGUCACCCUCGUCAUCGUCGUCAUCGCAAUCGCUCAUCUAAACGAUAACAGUACAUAUCUACAUUCGUGUAAUGUUUUGUUCCCACAUUUCGCGCAUUGUCUUUCUCGUUUGUUCCAUCGUCGUCGUCGUCGUCGUCGUCGUCGUCGUCGUCGUCGUCGUCGUCGUCGUCGUCGUCGUCGUCGUCGUCGUCGUCGUCGUCGUCGUCGUCGUCGUCGUCGUCGUCGUCGCCGUCGCCGUCAUCGUCGUCGUCGUCGCCGUCGUCAUUAUCGUCGUCGUCGUCGUCGUCGUCGUUAUCUUCGUUGUCGAAUAUUCAAUCUGGACAUUAAUCUCUCAAACUGUGCUGUUCUGCCAGUUGUGGGUUACUUCGAUCCAUCUUCGAUGGAUGUAUCCUAUGCAAACUCGAAGAGUAUCGUCGUUGUCAACGACGAGGUUCGUACCUCGCUACCUCUUCUUUUUUCCUCACUCACAUCGUAGCUCUCUUACUCAUUCGACGAUCGUUACACGCUAUUAGAAUAUGAAUGAGCGUUGUCCUCGCCAGAUAAACAAUCGAACAAUUGUCACGAAAAAUCGUCUCUUUAUUUUCGAAUCCGUUUUCUGUCUCUUCGCGUCUUUGUCUUUACCUACCUCCCCACUCCACCUUCCCAGCUGCCCUCCCCUCUCUCCUCUCUUACCACCCCUCCUAUCCGUCUGUGCAGCGUCUCAUUUGUGUGGGUGCCUUUUACGCUCACGGAUCCUUGUUCCGCGUCGAAGUGCCGUGGAUGAACGGAUCCGUGCAUCCAUCCACAUCGUCUUCGUCGUUCCCUUUGUCACCGUACGUUUGUAGCAAAGAAGAACGUGGCUUGUCCGCCACGCGGUGCUAUUCGAUCGUUGCAAGAAGCACGUUGCAACCUUGCAGAUUUGGAGGGAAACUGGCUGACCGUGGUCUAUCUGGCUAGCUAACGUGGUUCGUGUGUAAACAGAAACGGCGCGCGUUGCUGAUCAGAGACUCCAAUUCGGAGAUAUCUGCGACGUUGGCCUGCGUUUCCUCGUGAUCUCAACCACGUUUCUACGCCGAGUCGUUGGUUCUGUGUCUCGUGUUUUCUCCGCUGUGUCCACUUCUAUCCGAAUAUUCUUCUCGUGAUCGAAACUUUGGAAUUGGAGGAAAUCGUCGUGUACGGAUGUAUCAUCGCUUUAAUUAUCCGGAAUAGGGUUGAACACCUGGCCGAUUUCCAUGGCCUUCAAAUAUCUUGCCAGGGUCAAGAUUCUGAAAAAAAGUAAGUCGCGUGGGCGUGGGAGGAGGGGGCCAGGUCGGGCAAGGGGUACAAGCGGUUGAGGAUUCCGGUGCAAGCGGUCAAUGGUGGAGGCAACAGCAUCCAUCGUAUCACCAUCAUCAUCAUCAUCACCAACAUCAUCACCAUUACCAUCAUCAGGCCGGUUAUUAUACGUCGCAAUCGCACACUCACAACAACCCUGUAACGACCAUGAAGCAGUCUUACAUGCAGCUAACAUGGGUGUUUCAUGACGACGAGGCGCAGAUUAAUAAGAAACUGCCAAAAGAAUUGCUGCUUAGAAUUCUUUCGUAUCUCGACGUGGUAUCGCUAUGCCGGUGCGCGCAAGUAAGCAAAGCCUGGAACGUGUUGGCGCUCGACGGAUCCAAUUGGCAAAGAAUCGAUCUCUUCGAUUUCCAACGAGACGUGGAGGGACCAGUUAUAGAAAAUAUAUCGAGACGAUGCGGAGGUUUCCUAAAGCAGCUGUCUCUCAGGGGAUGCCAGAGCAUCGGAAACAAUUCGAUGCGCACGUUGGCUCAGUCGUGUACCAAUAUCGAGGAACUGAAUCUUAGCCAAUGUAAAAAGAUCUCAGACACUACCUGCGCCGCCCUAAGCAGCCACUGUUCGAAACUUCAACGACUAAACUUGGACUCGUGUCCCGAGAUAACGGACAUAUCCCUGAAGGAUCUCUCGAAUGGUUGUCCGCUUCUCACUCACAUCAAUCUGUCCUGGUGUGAGUUACUUACCGACAAGGGAGUCGAAGCGUUGGCGAGAGGUUGUCCGGAACUCCGUAGCUUUCUAUGCAAAGGCUGCCGACAGUUAACAGACAGGGCUGUCAAAUGUCUCGCCCGCUACUGCCACAAUUUGGAAGCGAUCAAUUUACACGAAUGCAGGAAUAUAACGGAUGACGCAGUCAGAGAACUCAGUGAACGAUGUCCACGAUUACAUUAUGUUUGCUUGUCGAAUUGUCCUAAUCUAACGGACGCGUCUUUGGUCACGCUGGCGGAACACUGUCCACUCCUUAGCGUGCUCGAAUGCGUGGCUUGCACUCAUUUCACCGACACGGGCUUUCAGGCUCUCGCCAAAAAUUGCAGACUACUAGAGAAGAUGGACCUGGAAGAGUGCGUUUUAAUAACAGACAUCACCCUCGUUCACCUGGCCAUGGGCUGUCCUGGAUUAGAGAAACUGAGUUUGUCUCACUGUGAAUUGAUCACCGACGAUGGCAUCCGACAGUUGGCCAUUUCGCCGUGCGCAGCGGAACAUCUGGCGGUGCUGGAAUUGGACAAUUGUCCCCUCAUCACAGAUGCUAGCCUCGAUCAUCUUCUACAGGCCUGCCACAAUCUCAAGCGCAUCGAGCUUUACGACUGUCAACUGAUCACCAGAGCUGGCAUACGUAGACUCAGAGCUCAUUUACCGAACAUUAAAGUCCACGCGUAUUUCGCGCCAGUGACACCGCCGCCAAGCGCAGGAGCAUCACGGCAGCGAUACUGCCGAUGCUGCGUCAUUCUGUGAUUUCGCAUAAAAAUGGCUCUGAUGCAAAUCGUUCGAUGUACCACGCUACCGGUGGACUUGUAAUUUCGAUGGUCGCCGAUACACGGCGAUCGUGGGACCUUCUCUCUUCCGGUUGCCAGACCGAGACUCUGGUUGCCAUUCGUCAACAGUGAGAACAAGCCUCGUCGGGAAUGAAAUCGCGAUUCCUUCGACAGAUAUACCAAUUCGACUCGCAACACACGCAACAAGUACAAAAGGACAGUACAUCACCGUCAUCUAACUAAUACACACACACAUACUCUUUCUCACACACACAUACAUACACACACAUCUACACACACACAAAACCACCAGCUGCUGCUGCAAUUGUUACUAAUGUGUCGCUGCUACUACCGCUCACUAUAAAACUGUUUCUAUCACCGCUGUUCGACACUGUACAACGGUGUACAAUGAUAUCGUUUCUACUGGAACUCUAUUGAGUUUCGAUAGUACGUGCUUUGCUAAUAAUCGCCGUCGUUUCAUCACGUGCGUAAGUAAGAUCAUUCGGCGAAGGAGAGGAAAAGAUAUUCUUGGAUUUAGUUGGCGGUCGUUUCGUUCCCGGAUUUCACACUUGUAGGGCAUCGAUUUUUCGAGAAGGUAAGAAACGAACGAAACAAAAAAGACAAAAAAAGGAAGCGGGACAACAAAGGACAAAGACGCUAAUAAUAUUGCGUACGACGAAGAGGACGAUGACGACGCGUGCGAUAGAGCGGGCAAUUUUUUUAUCCAAGCGACACAGUCCGCUCCUAUACGGGCAAACGCGAUCGUACGUAUCGAUCGAGAGCCUGAAAUUUUCGCGGUCGGAUGUUCCACGUGAAACAAAACGAUAAGCAUAUAUACAUACGUAUAUGUAUUAUAUACAUACAUAUAUACAUAUAUACAUAUAUUUUUUUAGUACGACGCAUUCUCUCUUCUGCUAAACGUUAAUCGUCAAAGAAAAAUGUACGCGCAAUCCGUUCCGGGUGGUAACGGCAUACAGCAUGCGUCCAGUGAUCUUUUCUCGAACUCGAAAAAGGGAACGAAAAGAACAAGGAAUGAUACGAAGGAGGGAAUGGAAAACGACGUCGCGUUAAAACGUGUUUCAAGCUGCGUAUAAAAGCCGUGCUAUUAUUCUAGACAUUCAAUUUCUAUCGAAGAUUCGUAUCUUUAUGUGUGUGUGUGUGUGUGUGCGUGGUGCGUGCGCGUGUGUAUGUGAGCGCACGCUUUCGUACGUGCAUAUGUAUGCGUGUGUGCGUGUUGCUGUAGCAGUUUCUCAAACGAACACUGCCUAUUAUAAAGUUAUUGAUAAAGAAAAAGAAGAAAGAGAAAAAAAGAAAAGAACACAAAGAAAACUCGACGAAGAAAAAAAAUGGUUUAAAAAAGAGAAAAAAAUAGAAAAGACAGGAAACUACCAAAAAACAGAGAGAGACAGAGAGAAAAGAGAAGAAGACACGCGAGAAUCGUAGAGGUGAUCGCAGGUUGUUUGAAUCUCACCGCGAAACCAUAGAUCGACCCGUGUACCGUCGUUCGUUUUAAACUAAAUACAUACACAUUGUUCGUGAAAACGGACGAUACGUGUUUCUGUCUACCAAAACCGAAAUUCUCGAUCUCGCACACGCGACUGGUAACUGCGACACCUACGAAUUUCUUUCUUUUCCUUUUAAUGAGACCGGCGUGCACAUCGCGAGAUUUAACGCAUCUAACGAGGACGGAAACGUGAAACUUAGAUGAAUCCGGCACGGUUGUUGACUUUCUUCUUGCUAGGAAAGAACCGAAGAGAAAACGACAAGAAAGAAAAGGAAGAAGAAGACAGGAGGGAAAGAAAGACAAAGAUGCGAUGAUCUGUCGUGUUCGAAGCUCCCAUCUAAUUACUGUUGGCGUCCGUUGGUAGUACGUUUAUGAUACAUUUUACAAGAACUCGCAGACAAACGGCUGAAUACAUGGACAACUGGUUCUGUUCGCGAGUCGCGCUUAUCGAGUCUCUAAUGUACUAUGUUCCACCUCCUAACGACCCAAACAUUCGUAUAUACAGCUUUUUAUUUUCUUUUUUUUCAUCUCCUUUCGUUUUAUUAUUAUUUUGUUCGUAUUUUAAUUCGUCAUGGACUAGGAGAGCACAGACUGAGAAAACGAAUCAAAACGUUGAUACGUUGAAUAACCCGAUUCACUUGGGCCCAGCGAUCGACUCGCUGGCGGAUUUUUACUUUUUAAGCUUAGUUUUACGGUAUGGUGGCAGUACGAGUACCGUGGACGUAUUACGCACGUGCCCGUGACUAUACGUCGUGGACGUGCCAGUACUAGGAAAUUCGUUUGCUUCGCGAUCUUCGAAUCGUGAGUACAUAUAGCUAUAUAACAUACGAGGAAAGAACGAGAAAGAGUCGGACUAAUUCGGAAUAAAACAAAAUAAAAAUGUAAAAAAAGAGGACAGAAUAGAACGGUACACGAAACAAAGAUGCAUUUGUUCCCGUUCGUUGGAAAAGGAAAAAAAAAGAGGAAGAAAGAUCGAGAUUAACAUUUGGUAGGAUAUUUGUCGUUUAGAAGUAUGGGUUUCAGGAUGGCAAAGCGUAUACCAUAAUAACAAUCAACUGGCGAAGAAAAUUUUGAUCACGUCUUCGUGUCGCGUGAAUAAUAGAACGAAGAAGAGGAAAGGAGCUUUUUUCGAUUAUGAGAAAAUUCUCAUGACAGAACAUUCAACUUUUAAUUCCAACAGCUGGAAGCAACGCGAAAACGACAGUCAAACGUUCGUAUUUUUCUCGCAUUAGUAGGCAGGAUGUCUGAUUGCUAUUACGAUGAAGGUUUUCGCGUUGCCUGAAUUGGCGGAAUGUUCGAUCGUUGAGACAAAACGAACUUAUAUGAAAAGGAACAAGUACGACGGUCCAUCCCAAAAUAUGCAAUAGAAUCGCCACGUGACGCACUCUAUUUUUCUUCUUCCCGUUGUUUCGACGAAUUUCGAGGAGCCAGCCAUGUACGUGAAUCGCGUGUCGUUGCGUCGAAUAAAAGAAUCGUAUAGAUGAUUGUUAAUCCUUGUUAGCGCGUAAGAACGUACACCGCAUAUAUAUUUAAUAUAUAGCGUGUAAACAGAAUACCGGAUAAAGGAACUAUAUAUAUAUAUAUAUAUAAAUGCAAAUAUACAAGAGGUAUAUAUAUUAACAAAAAAGGGAAAAAAUCCAGUAAAAAAUAAAUAUAUAGAUAUGAUAUGUUUUAUACGCUGCAUGUCAUCCUUAGUGAGAAAUAACGUGAUCAUCGUAAUGUGUCGUUCGGAAUCGAAUCAUUAAUUUUUUUCUUCUUUUUUUUUUUCUUUUUUUAAUUUUAGCGAUUGAACGAUGCACGAAGGGGAAUCAGCAGGAUAGGCUUCAACGCGAAAGAACAAACGAACAAUAACACCACUCUAUCACUCGCGGGUCUCGUUGAAGGAAUCUGUUGCGUUCUUUCGUCCACGAACUUAGUUGAAAUUUUCCGCAUAUUCGAUUAAUCGUGAAAAAAUAACACGCGAACGUACGCACGACUGUCGCUAGGCGCCUCGUUCGAUCGAGUUCGGCUCAAAAUAUGAAGUCAAUCGCAGUGCCUGAACCGCCGCAAAACUUGUAAAUUAUAUAAUCACGUAGUCGAAAUUCCACGAAUAAUUACUGUGUGGCGGGGGAUGUACAAGAUUUAAAAACUAAUAAUAAUGAAACGAAACAAAAGACUCUCAUAUGUGCCAGCCGCUAAGAAUUUUCGAGGGUCUCUCUCUUUCUCUCUCUCUCUCUUUGGCUGAAACGAAACUCGUCGAGCGCCCGACAGCCGUGCACCCACGCGCAAUUAUUUAACGAUGGACAUUCGGUGUAUCAACGAUUGUGAUACACCUGAAAUCUCUUUUAGUAUCGAAAAAUUAAAUACUUGGAGUAGACUCGAAGAAACCGCGAAAGAUCGAAAUAUUUUCUUUUAUGAAAUUCUUGGUAUAACGAUAUCGUGCACCGUGUAAAUAGUCAAAGUUAGCCGGGAACUUGUAUAUUUUGAAUACCAUUCGAAGCGUCAAGUAUUUUUCAACGUUUUCCGUGAAACAAUCCGUGCUACAAUUUUCGAAACUGAAAAUCGAAAAGAAUCGUCAGAUCUCAAGAACGUGGAAUACGUUUUAACCUUCUUUCUCUGUGUUAUACGAUAUUAUACAUUAUAUACGCGAACGUCUAUGCAUUUUUACGAUGUUACAGAUAGAAAACCUAGUCUCGAUACGGUAAGGCUACUAAAUUAUUCGCAUCGGUUAACCCGUUACACGGCAUUUAAUAAGAUUGCAAAAUUAUACGUACGGCUGGUUCGAUUCGGCGUAAGAAACGGGAAAAACAUUUGAAUGUCCAUCGCUGUUGCACGAUUUUUUAAAUAUAUUCCUUCAACGUAUUGAAAACCAGUUCAAAAUCGUCCGUGGCAAAGGAAAAAGAGAAAGUCAAACGGAUAAAACUAUCGAGAGGAAAAUGUAUAGUUUCUUAGUCAUUGUAAACGCUUGUGGAAACGUUAUUUUUAGUAAACGAUGGGUUGGUGAUCGAUGAUCGAGACUCGGUGACUUGAUGAUCGAUUACGAACGAUUCGCGACUCUAUGAAAUGAACGAAUCGUUAGUACAACAAAUUGCAUGUCGAAUAUAAUAGAAUCGAGUCCCGUUACGUGGAAACAUUACGAGACGUAAGAGCCUGUCGGGAAUCCUGUUGGUCGUGCAUUAGGAAAUCGCGGUCGAUUUUCGAAAGCGAUGUACGUUGGUGUUCAUUCGCGUUUGAAAUCGAAGAUUAUCGUAAUAAACGAACGAAACAUUGAAAAGAAGAAACAAAAGGGAACACGAAGAAGAAGAGGAAGGGAAAAAGAAUUGUUCACCGAUGGCAGUGUUGUAGUCUAUUGGUAUAAUAACACACAAUAUGUCGCCGUAAGAAAGAGAUCGUGUUGUAACGACGAUUGCAAAGAAUGAUGCAAAAGAAAGAAACGAACAGGAAGAGGGAAGAGGAAGGGUGAAAAGGAGAUGAAACGAAGCUUUUCAAGCUGAGUGAUCGAGCAAGUGUUUGGCUGUGCUGUAGAAUAGGAAAGAAACGUGAGAUUCGAGAGAAAGAAUGAGAGAAAGAGAGGGUGUGAACGAGAGAGAUAAAGAAUUCAGAUGUUAAUCGAAGCCAGCGAAAGUAUCAAAUGCUAUAGUACUAUAGUACUGUGUAUAUGUACAUACAUAUAUGUAUAUAUAUAUAUGUAGUAGUAUAAUACUAUAUAUAAAAUAAAAAAGAAACUCGAUCACGAUCGAGAUCCAUUCGGUUCACGGUUGAAAAAACAAAUUCUUAAAGAUAAGAGCGUAACGUAUUUAAUGGUCUACACGUGUCGGCCUAUACGUGCCUCCUAAAGUCACGACGAUCUCUGCUUCUUAUUAAAGAGAAACUUAAGGGAACGUCGCGAUAGCGUAUCGAAAAAGAAAAAAAAGAACAGUAAUUGUAACACGGAAAUUCGUGUGCGAAUACUGUAGCUGAUUAUACAUUGACAUUUCGCUGCUUCGACAAGCUACAGUCUACCAUGUAUAUAUUUUCAUUAAUGUAUGUAUAAUAAAAAGUAUAUUCGAGACAACGAUCGGCUCUGUUUAGUGUGCGCUGUCUUGUCAUUCUUCACGUGGGCUAUAUUAUGGUCGGAGAAUCGAUACACAUUUGGAAUCGAUCGAAACUGUUCCCGUUACGGAGAAUAUUUUUGGCUUCUGAAUAACAUAUAACAUAUAUAUUACCGCAAUGACGUAUUUCUUCUAGAAAUAAAUUUUAAAUGAACAAA